AUGGGGAGCCCUGGGGGCCCAGGCUAGGCAUCAAAAACUCUGCAGAGCCAGCAGGCCACAGCCGCAGCCAGCCUCUGUGCCCAGCAGCCACCACACAGCCCUCGCCUGCUCCCUCUGCUUGCCCCCCGUGGCAAGUCUGCAGCGCUCAGCUCAGAGGCCUGGCUCUCCAGAAUUGCGCCCACACUGCUCUGCGGCUUGCUCUACUUGGCGUGGGUCACUGCUGAAGUUCCUGAGGAGAGCAGAGGGAUGGCCGGGAGCGGAGCCAGGAGCCAGGCAGGCCGCCGGGAGCACGCCUUCGUCCCGGAGCCUUUCGAUGGAGCCAAUGUAGCCCCAAGUCUCUGGGUGCACCGCUUUGAGGUCAUCGAUGACCUCAACCACUGGGACCAGGUCACCAAACUGAGGUUCCUGAAAGAGUCCCUCCGGGGAGAUGCCUUGGAGGUCUACCGGGCACUCAGUGCUGAGGACCAGGGAGACUAUGGGGCGGUGAAGGAGGCCCUCCUGAAGGCUUUUGGGUGCACUGGGGCCGCCCACAGCCACCUGCCUAAAGAGAUCGUCUUUGCCAACAGCAUGGGUAAGGGCUACUACCUCAAGGGGAAGAUUGGCAAGGUCCCCGUGAGGUUCCUGGUGGACUCGGGGGCCCAGGUCUCCGUGGUGCACCCCAGCUUGUGGGAGGAGGUCACCGAUGGCGACUUGGACACCCUGCGGCCCUUUGAGAAUGUGGUAAAAGUGGCCAACGGAGCUGAGAUGAAGAUCCUGGGCGUCUGGAACACAGUGGUGUCCCUGGGCAAGCUGAAGCUGAAGGCCGAGUUUCUGGUGGCCAACGCCAGUGCUGAAGAAGCCAUCAUCGGCACCGACGUGCUGCAGGACCACAACGCGGUCCUGGACUUCGAGCAUCGCACGUGCACCCUGAAAGGAAAGAAAUUCCGCCUUCUGCCCGUGGGAGGGUCCCUGGAGGAGGAGUUUGACCUGGAGCUCAUAGAGGAAGAGCCCUCCUCAGAGGAGGGGCGGCAAGAGUUUUCCUACUGAGAAGCCCCCUUUGCCAUGCCUCCCACCCCCACACUGGUGGAGAUGCUCACCAUUGGUGGCCACGUCCUCAGGGGAGUCGCUGGGCUCGGUCAGCCUUCUAAAAGCAGCGCCCGCCCUCCCUCGA
Messenger RNA from Tupaia belangeri chinensis (Chinese tree shrew), 1150 nucleotides. RefSeq names its product aspartic peptidase retroviral like 1 (gene ASPRV1). Gene Ontology annotation, biological process: proteolysis. Gene Ontology annotation, cellular component: membrane. Lineage: Eukaryota; Metazoa; Chordata; Mammalia; Scandentia; Tupaiidae. Gene Ontology annotation, molecular function: aspartic-type endopeptidase activity. The record is from RefSeq and is a predicted model, not a curated record.